This is a messenger RNA of Camellia sinensis, 754 nucleotides long. The record is from RefSeq and is a predicted model, not a curated record. NCBI's taxonomy places the organism in Eukaryota, Viridiplantae, Streptophyta, Magnoliopsida, Ericales, Theaceae.
GGACAAGUCAGAAGAAUGACAGAUAAGGCUUACCAAGUUACCACCAAUCCAACAUAUCCCUCCAAGAAAAAUUCACAUUUGUGUUCCUCAUCCACUAUUCCUCCACCACCAGCAACAAUCAUGAACUCCAAACUCAAUUACAUGAACAAAUCUCCCAAGACAGACACCACCAAUUCCUUUUGGAACUGGAAGAAGGGACCAAACAGCAAUAACAGAAAGCGCAGCGAAAAGCGGUUAUUGGUCACUGGAUUCCUACAAGACAACGGCCGGAAAACAGAAGCAGCGGGUGUGCUAGGCCCUGGAGGCGGCGUGGGUGUCGGAUGCGGUGCUGGAGUAGGGUUCGGGUUGGUUGGAGGAGUUGGGUAUGGUGGUUGGCCAUGGAACCAUGUGAGAAUGGUUUUUGGGGUUGGGAUGGGUUGUGGGUUGGGAGUCGGGUUUGGGUACGGGCAUGGGUUUGGAUUUGGGUUUAGUUUGGAUUCAUUAGAAGUUUAUUUCUGAAAAGAAAUUCUGAUUCAAAUAAGGGGAUUGUGAUUCAGAUAUAGUUUAUCACUUCAUUUUUGUGCUCAUUCUUGGAAGCAAAAUAAAAUUUAACCUAAAUUUUGUAGUUGAUUCCUAUGAUAUGAUAUCCCUAUCUGUUUAUUUAGUUUAAUCAGAUCUUCUGGUUAUUUUUAUUUAAUUAGCUCUUUUGUAACAAAUCCAUGUGGUGUCUUACAUAGAUUUUUAUCAGUUGAAAGGAAACAACUAAACUUACUGU